AUGUCCCGAGUCCAGGCAGUACUUUAUGGCCAACUGUUUGGUAGGUUAAGCGCUUUGUGGAUUCCAAACAGUUGGGGAGAAGCUCAAAGUUUCAUCCCUCAACUUGACUUGUUCAGAGUGUUAGGUCUCUACUGCGACACCAACUCAACGUACGUCCAACCCGAACCAUCCAACGGCCCCGGGAGGACCCAAAUACCCAGGAGGGAAGAGUACAAGGAAAACCGUGACCUCUCGGCACCACGCGAGAAGACGCCCCAACAGGCUACCCCGUCGGGAGAGUAA
This is a messenger RNA of Coprinopsis cinerea okayama7#130, 282 nucleotides long. RefSeq lists its product as hypothetical. The transcript is spliced from 3 exons. Lineage: Eukaryota; Fungi; Basidiomycota; Agaricomycetes; Agaricales; Psathyrellaceae. The coding region runs from base 1 to 282 and encodes 93 amino acids. The record is from RefSeq and is a predicted model, not a curated record.